AGAGAGAGAGAGAGAGAGAGAGAGAGCCCCGGUGUGGUGCUUCAUACACAGAGAGCUCCUGCUGUGUCAGCGCUUUGACUACAUUAUAUUACAUUAACGGGAUGACGGAGAGUCUCUUUACGGUCCUCGGACCUUCAGCGUCGCCGUUUGAUGUCGAACAGCCGAGUUACGACACUUUAAAGCGGCUUUACUGUAGGAACGGAGGACACUUUCUGCGCGUGUUGCCCGGAGGAGCGGUGGAAGGAAUCCGGCAAGAGAACGACGCAUAUACUCUUCUAAAGGUGAAAGCCGUGAGUGCAGGCGUGGUGAUCAUCAGAGGUCAGGAGGCGGGACGUUACCUGGCCAUGGACAGAAAUGGAAAGCUUUAUGGCACUGUGAGUUUGGGCUCCCUGCUGAAUGAUGAGUGCUAUUUCAUGGAGAAGAUGGAGGAGAACCACUACAACACGUACAGUUCACACAAGCAUCAGGAGCACGGGGUCUGGUACAUCGGCAUCAAGAAAAAUGGCCAGAUGAAAAGAGGUCCGAAGACCCACAGGGGAGAGAAUGCUGUCUACUUCCUGCCCAUUUCUGCACAGUGAUCACGUUCUGAUCACGUUCAUCUUAAAUCAAGAAACAUUUUAUUGUUGAAAAAAUGUUAUUGUUUUAAUUUAUAUAAUAAUUUAAAUAAAUAGAAAAUAAGAGUAAUUUUAUGUAUAAGCUUAUUAAAUCACACUUUGUGUAAUAUUGUAAAUUUUCCCUUUGUGCUAUUGUACAUU
Messenger RNA from Tachysurus vachellii, 755 nucleotides. RefSeq names its product fibroblast growth factor 1b (gene fgf1b). Gene Ontology annotation, molecular function: growth factor activity; fibroblast growth factor receptor binding. The coding region runs from base 102 to 578 and encodes 158 amino acids. The record is from RefSeq and is a predicted model, not a curated record. The transcript has 3 exons. Gene Ontology annotation, cellular component: cytoplasm. Lineage: Eukaryota; Metazoa; Chordata; Actinopteri; Siluriformes; Bagridae. Gene Ontology annotation, biological process: animal organ morphogenesis; regulation of cell migration; cell differentiation.